AAAGAGUAUAGCUCUAUUAAGCACCAUCAACUUCCAUAGUGAACUGGCUUCCUUUUUCCUUUUUCCCUUUUCCUCCUAUGAUUCUCUUAUAUCUGCAUCCAAACUAUUUUUCAUCAGUUUCCUAUUGUAGUUUAGUGCUUCCAUCUGACUUCUCACAAAGCCUUUUUCUUCACAAAGUUUAGUUCUCUUCUGUUUGAGUCCUUUUCCCCUUGGCCUUUUUCUUGUUUGCUUACAUAAUUUAAAAAAAAAAAAAAAAGAUUUGUUCCCACUCAAAUACAAAAUUUAGUCUCCAUGGCUAUGGUCAAAGUGACUUCAGGACUAGAAGCUGCCAAAAGUGGUAGCAAUCUUCUUGAUGCCUCGUUUUCUUCUUACCUAAAUGGUUCUGAAGAAACCUUUGUACUUAAUAUUGAGUCAAGUAGAAAUUUGAGCAAGAAAGCAGAUGAUGGAGAAAUAGACAUCUUUAGUGCAGAAAAAUACUUCAAUGAAGUGGUUGAUGAAGAAAAUCAAGAAAAUGGUGAACCACAAAACAAGCAUAAGAUUGUUGAGCCAGUUACUAAUAUGGUUUCUUUGAAGCAUAUUACUAGGCCUCCAACUCCAAGUAUUAAUUCAGAAUCAAGUUGGAACAGCAGAAGUGCAUUAUUGCAAAACAUUUCAAGAAAUCAUCAUCAGGCGUCGCCAACAAAGCCUGAUAACAAGUCUUAUGGCAAGAAAUUCCUUGCAAGAAUUGGCUGCAAUUGUUAUUGCAAAGACAAGAACUCUGUUGAGGUUGAAGAUCAACUAAGCGAAAAGAGUUUCAAUAGGGGGAAAUACCAUGGUAAGUCAAGACAAAACCCUAUCAAGACUAAAAUCUUGGCUCAAAAUUCUGAGUCCAGUACACCAAGAACUAAUCAUCAAGAUUUGCACUUCAAGAAAAUUGAUGAAUUGGGACUUGGAGUUCCGGUUUUCGGAAAUCCAGAGGUGAAGAUACAAUUGCAAAAGGAAGAAGAAGAACCAAGAAAGUCCCUAGAAGUGUUUGGCUUCCCAAUAACAGAUAAAGAAAGAAGCAAAAAGAGCGUUGAGAAAAAAAUAGGCAUGUUAACAUGGGAUGCAAUUGUUCCAAAAGCUGAAGAAAUUGAUAUCAUCAACAUAGGAGCAAGUUCAAAUGGAACAUAUGAGGAUGAUUAUGCAGAAAGUGAUGCAAGUUCAGACUUGUUUGAGAUUGAAAGUUUCCCAAGUAAUAAUACAGCAAAUCCAAGCCUUGCUAGACAGGGUUCAGAGGGAAUGUCAUGUUAUGCUCCAAGUGAAGUUAGCAUUGAUUGGAGUGUUGUCACUGCUAGUGCAGCUGAUUUCUCUAUAACGUCUGAUUCAGAAGAGCUCAAAAUUAGAGCAAAUUCCAAUAGAAUUGUCCAUAAUGGAAGAGAAACAGCAGGGAGAGACAAAUCGAAACGUCGUUCGGGCAUUAUUUUGGGAUGUAACAGUCAUAAAGCUGUAGGAGUUGUUGGAGAUGCAUAUAAAGUUAGUGAAAAAACAUCAAUUGAGAUGCCUCAGAGGAACUUCAAGACUCAUGAGCCUAUUAUGCCAAUGACAAGAUUUCAUGCUGAGAGCAAAUUGACUCGAUUUGAUGCAGGAAAUAUGAAACAUGAUUUUAAUACAAGAUCAUUCUCUAGCACAUAUACUGGACGUCAUGCAGAUUUCUUGUAUAUUUAGAAGUGGAAAAUUUUGUUAUGUGACUCUAGUAUUUGCAGUAUUUACCAAUGCAGUUGAAGAAUAAAUAAACUAGUUAGGAGUAUUUUUGUUAGUUCUUGUUUUUCUUCUAGUGUGUAAUCUGAGAUUCACAGUUUUAAGUGUUUUUGUUGUGACUUAGACUGUCUAAAGUUAGAUACAUCUUGUUGAUUUUGUAUUCGUGUUGUUGCUUGUUACCAAUGCUCAUGUAACUGAAUAAAGACAUUGUCCUUUAUAA
Messenger RNA from Lycium barbarum (goji berry), 1939 nucleotides. Its product is annotated as protein PHYTOCHROME KINASE SUBSTRATE 1-like. The transcript has a single exon. Gene Ontology annotation, biological process: phototropism. The coding region runs from base 292 to 1686 and encodes 464 amino acids. NCBI's taxonomy places the organism in Eukaryota, Viridiplantae, Streptophyta, Magnoliopsida, Solanales, Solanaceae. The record is from RefSeq and is a predicted model, not a curated record.